Penaeus chinensis is the source of this 2421-nucleotide messenger RNA. Its product is annotated as arylsulfatase H-like. Bases 121 to 1905 code for a protein of 594 amino acids. Gene Ontology annotation, molecular function: arylsulfatase activity. Lineage: Eukaryota; Metazoa; Arthropoda; Malacostraca; Decapoda; Penaeidae. The transcript has 14 exons. The record is from RefSeq and is a predicted model, not a curated record.
GAGAGAGCGAUAUCAGUUGCUGUCUGCCCGCCCGCGAACCACACGGACCCCAGAGUUCGGCCGCGAGAAGAGCUCUUUCCGCUCGCGACUGCACAACCUUGUACGUGAACUCGGGCUGCGAUGGAACCCUGGAGAGCGUGGUUCCUGGCGGCGGCGCUGACGGCGGCGACGACGGCCUCGACUGCCCGGCGGCCGCCCAACAUCCUGGUCAUGCUCGCCGACGACCUCGGGAUAGGUGACCUUGGCUGCUACGGGAACGACACAAUCAGAACGCCACAUAUCGACAAAUUAGCUUCGCAAGGAGUGAAGCUGACGCACCACUUGGCCGCCGCUGCCUUCUGCACCCCGAGCCGGGCAGCGAUGCUAACCGGGCGCUACCCAUUCCGAUACGGGCUGGUGGGCGACGACGCAAGGAAAGCGGCGCCCGUGCUGCUCCACGUGGCCAGUCGAGCGCACCUUCCCCUCGAUGAAGUGACCCUCGCCAGGGCGCUCUCGGCCGCCAACUACUCCACGGCCCUCGUCGGCAAAUGGCACUUGGGCGUCCAGUGCGGCUUCCUGGGACGGAGCUGUCCUGGCCCGCUGAACCACGGCUUCGACACCUUCUUCGGGAUCCCUGUCACUCUCUUCUAUGAGUUCCGAGGGCCUUACCCCUUCUGGAAGUUCGACCUCAGCCAACCCUCGUACCAGCGAUUGCUCGGAACGUGGGUGGUGGCGAUGGCGAGCAUUGCGCUGGGGAAAAAAUACCUUGGAUGGAGGACUCGAAAUGUUAUUCUCCUCCUGCUGCUGUCCAGUGUCUUUUUCUCCCUCUAUUGGUUCAAAGUCGCUCACAUUGGUCUCAAUAAGGAAUGUUUAUGGGGGGUAUCGCCGUGGAUGCACAGGAUAGCCAACUCCAUGAUCCUUCGGCAGGACAAGGUGGUGGAGCAGCCUAUCCAGCUGGACGGGCUGUCGCAGCGGCUGGUCAAGGAGUCCCUGGGGUUCCUGGCUCAGCGCGCCGAGGACGACAGACCGUUCUUCCUGUUCCACUCCUUCGCUCACGUGCACACGCCCAUGUUUUCGGCGCCGCACAGGACGGGCGUCAGCAAGCACGGAAGCUACGGCGACAACGUGGAGGAGAUGGACGAGGGCGUCGGGGCGCUGAUGGACGCCCUCAGGGAGCUCGGCCUUGAGGACAACACCAUCGUGUACUUCACAUCAGACCAGGGCGGCCACCUGGAGGCCAUAGAUUCUGAAGGACGCCGCAUUGGGGGCCACAACGGUCGCUUCAAGGGAGGGAAGGCAAUGGGAGGAACCGAGGGAGGCAUCAGAGUAGCGGGUAUCUAUCGCUACCCGGGGCAUUUACCAGCGGGCACUACUCUUGACACCCCAACCUCUCUCAUGGACCUGAUGCCCACCGUGCUGGACUUAGCAGGGCUUCCUCCCGUGCACGAUCUCGUCCCUAGGACACCUCAAAAGGACCUGGAUGGAGAGAGCAUCGCUGACCUGCUUCAGGGCGAGAGCCGCUCCCCCGCGCAACCUCCUCGUAUUUUCCUGCAUCACUGUCGCAAUCAAAUUCAUGCUGCCAGGCUUGUUGCAGAUGGCCACGUCUACAAAAUGUACCUAUACAAGCACAAGUGGUUCCCGGGGAGCACACAGUGUGGCUGGGGACACACCGUGGGCUGCCACUGCUCUAAGGACAAGAUGCAUGACCUCACCGAACAGCCUGAACUCUAUGACCUUGUUCGUGAUCCCUACGAGGACCAUGACCCUAUCAGCCCGGAAACGGAUGAGUACAAGAAGGUCGUGGGCGCCCUGAUGCAGCACUUGGGCGAAUGGAACCGCACCGUCCACUAUCCGACGCCGCAGCUCGCCUCUCGCCUAGACAUCGCCUGGCUGCCUUGGAAGCAGCCCAUUUGCUUCAACUGCUAGCUGGUUUUUCCGUCGCUACCUUGUGAUUGAAUUUGUAAACGUAUUACCGUAAUGUAAUGUUAUGCCCGUAUAUAGAACGCACCAAAACCUUGUCUACGGAUGUACGUUAGACAUAUGGGAAAAUCAGGACUGAGCAAAACUAAAUAUUAAUUAUUACGGUUGCUGAAAUAUUGUUUUUGUAACAUAAAUUCAAGAUAUAUACACAUGUAUCCUAACCCGAGAAAAUUAAUACAGCAUUUGUCUGAACUAUCGUCUACUAUAAUGACUCUUCAGACAAUCACUAAGGGUUUAGAGUCAUCAGCAGGGUUCAUCGUGUAGAAAUGCACGAGGGAAUCACAUGGCAGGGUCUUCAGGUCCUAAUUGGCACCAAGUAUUGACUCGAUAAAGGUUUGGGGCCUAUUAUCCUCCACGUCCGUCUGGCUGGAUAGCAGAAUAUCCUCCUAUCCAAAGCCUUGAUCGCAUACGGCUAGUUAGUGCUGGCGACCUCGAAUCUUGCGAUGAUAAUAUAAGUUGAAA